AGUUCAGCUUAUCUCUGCUCUCCCAAAUAUCCUGUUUCUUCGAGCUGCGCAUCCAGAACCAAUAGAAAGCUCUUCCUGCUGCGGGCUGACUUCACUUCCAGCUUUAGCACAAUCUCAUCCGCUCCAAACCGUGCUCGGCAGAACCGUGACUCACACGCGCCGCCGUAAACACACACAGACACACAGGAGCGGCGUGAGGACGGCCCGUCCUGCUCCAGCAUGGCCAGCACCAUCAAGGAGGCGCUGUCGGUGGUGAGUGAGGAUCAGUCUUUAUUCGAGUGUUCGUACGGUGCGCCUCAUUCUAAGACGGACAUGACGGCCUCCGCUGCCAGCGAAUACGGCCCGAGCAAACUCAGUCCCAGAGUGCAUCAGCAGGACUGGCUGGCUCCGCCCACCGGACGCAUCACCGUCAAGCUGGAGUGCGGCGCGGGAUCCAGAGCCUCUCCUGAUGUGUGUGCUGCGGUGAAGGGUAAGAUCUCUCCAGGGAUGUACAGCAGCUUUAUGGAGGACAAGCACGCACCGCCCAACAUUACCACCAGUGAGCGCAGAGUGAUCGUCCCUGCAGAUCCGAGCCUGUGGUCGGCGGAUCACGUGCGUCAGUGGCUGGAAUGGGCCGUAAAGGAGUACGGGCUUCCCGAGGUGGACCUGUCUCUCUUCCACAGCAUCGACGGGAAGGAGCUCUGCAAGAUGAGCAAAGACGACGUCCAGCGUCUGACCAGCAGCUACACGGCUGACAUCCUGCUGUCUCACCUGCACUACCUCAGAGAGACUCCACUUCCUCACUUGACUUCAGAUGAUGUUGACAAAGCCUUGCAAAACUCCCCGCGGUUAAUGCAUGCUCGUAAUACAGGAGGAGCAAGCUUCAUCUUCCCAAACACCUCCGUCUUCCCUCCAGACGCCAGCAGAGGACCCAGCCGAGCAGACGUGAGUUUUGACGCCAGGCGCUCUGGAUGGACUCAGUCGGCGUCUGCAGCUAAAGUUUCUCAGAGUUCUGCUGCCAUCAUGACCAAAACCGAAGAGCAGAGGGCUCAGUUAGAUCCAUAUCAGAUUUUAGGGCCGACAAGCAGCAGGCUGGCGAAUCCAGGUUCGGGUCAGAUCCAGCUGUGGCAGUUCCUCCUGGAGCUUCUCUCCAACAGCUCCAACUCGUCCUGCAUCACGUGGGAAGGAACCAACGGCGAGUUCAAGAUGACGGAUCCGGACGAGGUGGCGCGGCGCUGGGGCGAGAGGAAGAGCAAGCCCAACAUGAACUACGACAAGAUGAGCCGAGCCAUGCGCUACUACUACGACAAGAACAUCAUGACCAAAGUGCACGGCAAGCGCUACGCCUACAAGUUUGACUUCCACGGCAUCGCACAGGCCCUGCAGCCGCAUCCGCCCGACUCCUCCAUCUACAAGUACCCCGCCGAGCUGUCCUACAUGAGCUCGUACCCGCACCCGCAGAAGAUGAGCUUCGUGUCUCCACACACUCAGGCCAUGAACGUUGCCUCGUCCGGCUUCUUCGGCGGCCCGGGUCCAUACUGGAACGCUCCGGCAGCGGCGGGAAUCUACAGCGGACCGCGACACCCCGCCGCGCACAUGCCCUCGCAUCUGGGCUCCUACUACUAGACAUCUCAAACAUCUCAAGAACACACCAGACUGGAGAGAGCAACCCAUCCGCCGGCGCUGCUGCCAGAGAAACACUCGCCGUAUUUAGACAGGAGACUAGCCAGAAGCUUAGCCGGAAUGUGAACGUGGCUGUAUAGCAUGUUAAUGAGCCGCUGCAUGAUCAAGUAUAUAUGUUCAUGCGUGCCUUAUUGUACAAACAUAUCAGAGAGAGUUCAGAAGGUCUGAGAGAGAGAAGGUGAGAGGAAGAGGAAGACAGGACUGAGGUAUGAGAGAGGAUGAAGAAUGAUGGCCGUUCACAUGAAGGACGAUAACGUAGGGCUGCACGAUAACGGUUAAUCGCGAUUACUUGCUCAAAAAAUAUAAUCACAUAUUUUCUAUUUCAUCAGAUUGAUUGCAGUUUCACAUAAGCAUAAAUCAACUUGCUUUCGAUUUAGUUUCAGCAAGCAGCGCAAACAGACUGGCUUUAUUAUGCUAUUAUUUGAGCAGAAUAUCUCAGUAAAGACUGAUGAUCUCCAAUAUUUUCUAUAAUGCAGAGAGAGCGCGUGCGCAUGGUUGCCAAGUUGGGAAUAAAUUAAAUAAACCACCAGGGUUGCCAAAUCCACCGUUUUACUGUUAUGCGGGUUGUUUUUGAAGUCUCCGGGUUAAAGUGAUCUCCCCAGAACACUAUUUUCGACAGAAACCACAUAAAACAUGAUUGGGCUAGUUUUGAUUAUCAAAUUUUUUUUGGCAACCCUGUAAACCACUGGACAUAAAAUGUAUCAAUUUAAGAGAAAAGCUUUGAUUGGGGGAUUUAAACACUUUACAUCUGGCAACCGUGAACACUUGUAAAGGCUUGCUACCAAUGCAAAAUAAUGGCAAUGUCAAAUAAAAAUGAAGUGUUUACAGGAUAAAUAACCAGCGGGCAAAUAUUGCAGACAGUUAUGCUUAACGAAAUUAAGCAGAGAAGCAAAAAUGGUGAUCAUGAUUAAUAUAUGAUUCAUCAUGCAUCAUGAUAAAGGAAUAACGAGUUCAUGCCACAACUAUAACGAUAACGACACAAAUUAACGAUUUCGUUGGAAUCACUUUCAGGGCGAUUUUUUUUUUCCAGACGACGAGUGAUAAAAACAUUGACAGCCAAUCAGAAUCCACCGUCUUUAAAGAGCUUGGGCAUUUAAAGCGACAGGUUUAUAAUAAACAGCCAAUAUAGUUAUCGUUCUUAGUGUGAACAGGCCUCUUGCCAAAUUUAUCAGUAUUAUGUCAUUCGUGUGGCAUCAGAGAUUGAAGUUUGCCUUAAAAAUGACGAAUCUUUGUAGAAAACUGGAAGCUUUCAGACGUUUUAAUGACCUCAAACCUUUACAGACAGGUGCAUUUAUAUGAAACAGUGCCUUACAGAGAGAAACAGAUUUACCAAAGAUACCAGUAUUUGUAUUAUUAUUAAUUAUUAUGACGAUGUUCCGAGUCGCAAACGCUGUGCGUUUGUUAGAUUGAAGUAUACAAUUAAUUCAGUGUUAUAAUUCUUUUUCUAUAAUAGAUAUAUAACUUAUGCAUUUAAACACUACGAGUUGAGCUCAGCCAGCCGAACAGACAUGUAAUCAGAGACGUAGAGAAACGGAGCGCACUCGUGUGAUUCUCUGUAUGAUGGGUGGUGUACAGUGAACACGCGUGUGUUCGUAUGACGCUGGACUGGCGCGGCACACGGGCUCAAACCGACUGAACCCAGAUCAGAUCAGUUCGGUCACAAGCCCUGAUGCUCUGAGAUUGUUGACAAAGGGAAGAAAACAUAUAUUUGGAUAAAUUAUAUGGUUUUCUACUGAAUCAUUUUAAUAAACUAUUUUCAGCAAUGGUGUUCUUAUUGCUUUGAGUUAAGAAACACUCUCAUUAGCUGGACCACAAGCCCCACUCACACACACACUCAGACACACACGCU
Sinocyclocheilus anshuiensis is the source of this 3511-nucleotide messenger RNA. It is a transcript of the gene erg, whose product is annotated as ETS transcription factor ERG. The transcript is spliced from 9 exons. Gene Ontology annotation, cellular component: nucleus. NCBI's taxonomy places the organism in Eukaryota, Metazoa, Chordata, Actinopteri, Cypriniformes, Cyprinidae. The coding region runs from base 220 to 1605 and encodes 461 amino acids. Gene Ontology annotation, biological process: cell differentiation; regulation of transcription by RNA polymerase II. Gene Ontology annotation, molecular function: DNA-binding transcription factor activity, RNA polymerase II-specific; sequence-specific DNA binding. The record is from RefSeq and is a predicted model, not a curated record.